Molecule: messenger RNA, 696 nt
Organism: Echinostoma caproni
Lineage: Eukaryota; Metazoa; Platyhelminthes; Trematoda; Plagiorchiida; Echinostomatidae
Source: the annotation of a GenBank genome assembly
AGUACAUACGUGAGCACAACCAUUUAGGACACUCUACCAUAUCAAUCAUUGUCUGCAACCACUGAUUACACUGAUCCCGAGGUUCUUAUCUACGAAGUCUAACGUGGCAUGUCUCACUGAGUCCGCAUUGGAUUGCAGGAUGCCGGGGAAAUGGUCCGCUCAUUUGUCGGCGGACUGGAAUUGAUUGUCAGCCUAUUGAAAUCCAACAACCUGGACGUCCUCGCUGCUGUAUGUGCCGCAGUUUCUAAAAUCGCCGUGGAUGAGGAAAAUCUUGCUGUGAUCACGGACCACGGGGUUGUGCCUCUCUUGAGCAGACUGACGUGUACGGAUACUGAACUGCAAAAUGCGGCUGCCGGGUGCAUCAGUAAUAUUCGUCGUCUGUCUUUGGCCAACGAAAAGGCGCAACUAAUGAAAUUACACUCACAAAAGCAAUCCCAACGAGCUGCCAAAGCCAAAGUUGUACGCUCUCACAUGACGAAGAAAGCUGAUGGGGAUAAGGCGACCGGUCAACAGGGUGUUCCAGCCGAGUUAGCCAAUCAGGACACAAGUAAUGAACAGCCAGAAUCGAAUCUUGCCUCCCCACAACCUGGUGAGACCGAGGGACCGGAUAUGAUGCCAUCCGAAGUACAGGGCGAGACUACAGACCUCUCACCGACCGGGAUGACCUCGGAGGAAGCGGCGGAAAAUCCGGAGUGA